Petromyzon marinus (sea lamprey) is the source of this 2160-nucleotide messenger RNA. Its product is annotated as pleckstrin homology domain-containing family A member 1-like. The record is from RefSeq and is a predicted model, not a curated record. NCBI's taxonomy places the organism in Eukaryota, Metazoa, Chordata, Hyperoartia, Petromyzontiformes, Petromyzontidae.
UGGAGUGAGAGGAGACACAGAGCACGUGGCGCUGGUGUCGCUGCUUGGUUGGAGCUGACGCCGCUGACCACACACCCCGCGUGGGCGGCUACUCCGGCCGCAGAAGCGGGAGACGCGGAAGCCGCGGGUGGCCCCGGGGGAGGGAGGGGAGAGGCUCGUGUGGCUCCCUCCUCCUCCUCAAUAAAGCGGAAGGGAGAGAGAGAGAAGACAGUACGCACACAACACGGUGCGAGCCCAGUCACAAGCCGCCUGGGUCCUCACAGCAGCAACAACAUCAGCAGCAGCAACAACAGCAGCAGGGACGUGCCGAAAUGCCGUACCGCGAUCGCGAGGGAAACGUGUGUGGGUUUUUGGACCUUGAGGAGACGGAGGGCAGCAGCAGGUUCCUGCGUCGAUUUUUCCAGUUGGACGUUACCACCAACACACUGAGAUGGUACAUGGACAACCCACAGAAUCUUCCAGAUGGCACUGGUCCACUGGGGAACCUUAGCCUCACUUAUAUCUCUAUGGUUUCAGAUGCUUGCAAACUCAGGCCAAAGGUGGAGAACUGUUUCGUGAUAACCGCCAUCAAGAGGAAGUUCUUUCUGCAGGCAAAUGAUGACCGAGACCUGGAGGAGUGGGUCUCUGAGCUAAACAACCUUUGCAAGAUCACGGUGCCUAGACAGUGCUCAUCCCAGCUGGACAGCAUCGCGGGCCGUCUGGAGGAAAAGGGUGGCUUCCAUCCGCACCACGGAGCCAAGAAAACCGGGCCCUACAAGACCGAGGUGAUUGGAGGUGUGGUCAUCAAAUCACAACUCAGCCAGGAGGAUGAGUCACAGGAAUCCACAGACCGCGGUCACGGAAGGAGGAACCGUAACUCAGCCUCCUCCCUCCCGGCCAUAAAGUCGGGAUUCUGUGUCAAGCUAGGAGCAGUGAUGAAGACCUGGAGGAGAAGGUUCUUUGUUCUCAGUGAGCAUUCGCUGAGUUACUACAAAUCUGAGCAGGAUAAGGAACCCCUGAGGUUGAUUCAUCUGAAGGAUGUGAAGAAUGUAAAACAGUGUGAGCUUGGAGAGCAGAUGAUGCGGGACAAUCUGUUUCAAGUCGUGACUUCAUCCAGGACCUUCUAUGUGCAGGCCGAUAGCCCCAACGACAUGUGGGACUGGAUUCAGGCGAUCAGGAGGGCUUGUGGUAUCACUGGUCGUCUCACAUCUACGGAAUCGGACCCCGGCGUGCAUCCCACGAGCUGGGCAGACCCGGCCGCCACGACGGAUGAGCACGCCGCCACGCGCUCGCUCGCCCCGGCCAGCGUGCCAAUGCGCAGCGUGUCGCUGGGCUCGGAGCACAGCGAGGCGCCACAGGGCGGCGCAGAGAGCGAGCGGCAGUCGGGCCAGGCUGCCGAGUCGGGCUCGAGCCCGGGUUCAAACCCAUACCGGUUUAACUGGGACCUCCUGGAUAGCCUCAGAGCUAGCGUCGUAUAAGUUUACGAUCGAAGUUAACCAGUUGUGUAGUUGCUCCGCAUCUAGGUCGGCCUUACGAAAGGGGAAGAAGAAGAUUCAAGUAAAUUAGCGUUCGGUAAUAUUACAUUGUUACUUAAGUGGCAUGGUGAAUGCAAAUUAGAUGUUUGAUUUACUAUAGAGUACCCAGUGCAUGUUUUACAAAGUCUCGUGCUUAUGCCGCUAUGAAAACCAUAAUAAGUCAUAAUUAAAUUGCAUAAAGGUGAUUUUUUUAAAAUAUGGGACCCAUAAUACACAGAAAAUUCAAAUCAGUUGUGCGUGUUGAUUUUUAUGCUUAUGUUUGUUUUCACAUGCAUUCUAACAUUGUGUAUUGUUGCUAAUGUGUAUUAAGUCACGAAUUGAAAUUAUUCACAUCUUCAUAAAUGUAUGCAUAUUUCAUCAAGUAGUGUUGCAUAUACCAAAGACUUUUAACGCAUUUAAUAGGUAAUGUAACAGCAUGACUGGUGCUCUUAGACACUGUACUAAUUAACUAAAUGCCUAUGCAAUUGUGUUGUAUGUUGAUUUCAUUUUACUUUUACACCCUAUCAAGAUUGUGCACGUUAUUUAGUGGGGUUUCUGUGAGCAAAGCGAAAUAACAAAUUCUGCCACUAUCAAUGGAAUGUGUAAUAUGUUGUAAACCAUGUCACACUGUAAAUGUGCAAAUCGAGUGACGUUUGAAAUUUUCAAA